Molecule: messenger RNA, 1171 nt
Organism: Capsella rubella
Lineage: Eukaryota; Viridiplantae; Streptophyta; Magnoliopsida; Brassicales; Brassicaceae
Product: ankyrin repeat domain-containing protein EMB506, chloroplastic
Exons: 7
Coding region: 98-1045 (315 amino acids)
Biological process (GO): protein targeting to chloroplast
Cellular component (GO): chloroplast outer membrane
Molecular function (GO): chloroplast targeting sequence receptor activity; protein binding
Source: RefSeq, a predicted model, not a curated record
CGUUUUAGUUUUACUGUAAGAGCUUUCUAACCAGCGAACACUUUCAAAGAAAGAUAUGCCAAAUUGAAGGAAAAGGCACAACAGCUUUUAAAUCACAAUGGUCUCUUCGGUUUUAUCCAUCAUCUCUCCACAAACUUGGCUACCUUCACGAUUACCCAUCUCUGAUUCUUUUGUUUACAAAUCGAGACUCGUGUAUUGUUGUUCAACGAGUAUCCGAGGAAGCUCCGUCAAGAGACAAUCGACGGCCAGAAGUCGUAGUUUCACUGAGACAAAUCGUCGAACACCUUCCGUGCAAUCCAAACAUGAAUUCUGGGAAGACCCAGAUGAUGGUAGCGACAGUGAUAACGAAGAAGAAGAAGACGAAGAUGGUGUUGGCAACGAUUUAGAUUACGAGAGUGAUUGGGAAGAUGACUCGAGAGCCCAGAAGCUUACUGCUACAGACAACUACGCGGAAGAGCUUGCAAGAGAGGUUGAACAACUUCUUGAACCUGAGGAGAGAGCAAUUCUGCAGCAAAAUGAUAAACCAAAUCUCAAGAUGAUAUCAACAAAGAGUUGGAAGCCACUUCAGACACUUGCUCUGUCAAUGCAGAUUCAAUUAAUGGAUAACCUCAUUGAAAAUGGACUAGACAUUGAUGAUGUUGACAAGGAUAACCAAACCGCUCUUCAUAAAGCAAUCAUUGGUAAAAAAGAAGCAGUGAUUAGUCAUCUUUUGAGAAAAGGAGCGAAUCCACAUCUUCAAGAUCGGGACGGUGCAGCUCCGAUUCAUUAUGCAGUUCAAGUUGGAGCCUUGCAGACUGUAAAACUACUGAUCAAGUACAAUGUAGAUGUCAAUGUUGCAGAUAAUGAAGGAUGGACUCCUUUACACAUCGCUGUACAAAGCCGGAAUAGAGACAUUACAAAGAUCCUGUUGACCAAUGGUGCUGAUAAAACAAGACGAACAAAGGAUGGGAAAUUAGCUUUGGACUUGGCUCUGUGCUUUGGAAGAGAUUUCAAGUCAUAUGAUCUUGUCAAGCUAUUGAAGAUUAUGCCCACCGGAGAUAUAUAGAAAGAAUUGGUGACAUUUUGAAUUAUCAUCAGGUUGAGAUUUGCUAAACUGCCUGCAUUUUGCCAUUGCUUGUAAUCUAAACCCGUAUAUGUGGUCUAGUUUACCUAAUAGUCUGCCUUCACAGUA